Lolium perenne is the source of this 1377-nucleotide messenger RNA. RefSeq names its product F-box/FBD/LRR-repeat protein At5g56420-like. The record is from RefSeq and is a predicted model, not a curated record. NCBI's taxonomy places the organism in Eukaryota, Viridiplantae, Streptophyta, Magnoliopsida, Poales, Poaceae. Gene Ontology annotation, molecular function: protein binding.
AUGGCGAUGCAGCAGCGCGCCGGCGGCGAGGACCGCGUGAGCGCGCUCCCGGACGCCACGCUCACCCGCAUCCUCUCACACCUUGACACCCAUCAGGCUGUUCGCUCCAGCGCGCUGUCCCGGCGCUGGCGCCAUGUGUUCACCACAGUCCCCGUCGUCCACCUUAGCGCUAGACCUCGGCCGCCCGGCUGCCGCAAGGCGCCCGUCCGCAUCGAGCACAUGGUGAAUAGCGUGCUCCUCAACCAUGACUGCACCGCUCCCAUCCGCUCUUUCCGCGUCAUCUGCCUCGGAAGCCCACCCUCCGACAUCCUGAUCGACCAGUGGAUCGCCACGGCCUUGUUCGCCGGAGCGGAGAAGCUCGACCUCGACCUGCCGCCACGAGUGACAGAGCAGCCGAUCUGGCCGCACACAGGUACUAGUGUCGACGAAGCGCCAGAUGUGCUAACGGAACUGUCUUGCAGCAUGCCUCGCUACCUGUUCCGCAGCAACGCCGCCGACGCCACGCUGCGCCACCUCCGGCUUGCGAGCUGCAAGCUUGACCUGCCCGAGCAGGCCCUCUUCCUCGGCUCGCUGGAGACGCUGUGGCUCCGACGGGUCAACGCGCCGGGGGAGGCGCUGCAGCGCCUGGUCGCCGCCUGCCCUCGUCUUGCCGAGCUGACGCUCGAGGAGUGUCCGACGGUGAAGCGCAUCUCGGUGGCACUCCUCCACCUCCGGACAUUCAAAAUCCGAUGCUGCCACAACGCCACGCGUGUCUUCGUCGACGCGCCGUCGCUGCAGUCCCUCGGGUUCAAAGGCAGCGUGGCGGGCUGCUCCGCGCUGUCGUUACCGGACUGGGGAGAAGUCGCGCUGGCCGUGGACAUCUGCAUGCCGUUCCUGGAGAGAUGCACCAACCUGACAUCAGUUAGCCUUUCCGCCCAGCAGCAGCCGCCCUUCUUCCUCUGGCACCGUGCGCGGCUGCCGGGCCUCACGCACCUGGAGCUCAGGGGGCCCUUCCGGAACCGUGGCCACAUCGCCGCUCUGGCUAACAUCCUCGAUGACACAACCGGCCUCGAGGUUCUGACCCUCGCUAUCGACCGUCCUCAGGUCAACGAAGCAUCAACCUGCAGGGUGAUCAAAGUGCCCAAGGAUGUUCGGCCUUCCAAUGCCGAGUGCUUCCGUCGCACGCUGAGGAAGAUCCAACUGGUCAAGUACAGCGGGACUACCACGCAGAGACGGCUCGCUUUGUUCCUGCUCACCAAGGCCGUGCGCGCGGAGGAGCUGCACGUUACUUUCGCUACCGGCGUCGGAGGAGGAUCUGAAACUGAUCAGUUCAAGAAAGAGAUGGAGGGAUGGAAAAGAAAUCCAAAAACUAGAAUUAUCUACCAUGCGCAUGGAUGA